CAGCGACGGAAGCGACGUAAGGAGGCUUUGCUCCGCCCACUUUAACUCGGAUAUUACCGCGGUAAACGGUACAGUCUUUUCUUUUCUUAUCGUCGUUUGAUCUUUUACGACAUUACAUCUUUUUCUUACGUUUUUCACUGUUUAAUCGAGGAAAUGAAAAGAAACAAGAAAAACGAGUAAAAAGACUUCUUUUUUUUAAGGUCACGCAUCCCCCACGUCAUCAUUUUGUUGCAGAGCAUGCUUCACGAUGUACAAGAAGAAGAAGAAGAAGAAGAAAAAGAAGAAGAAGAAGAAGAAAAAGAAGAAGAAGAAGAAGAAGAAAAAGAAAAGAACAGUAGCCUCGAAAAGGGGAAAAAAGAGAGGGAAAAAAGAUACGUGUUCCGAGGAUAAAAAACAACAGUAUCUUGAUCGCAACUUUUUUUUUUUACAGUUAGAGCGUCCUUGAACGAUAAUGAGCAAAGGAACGGAAAGGACGAUUGGUUCCGGCGAAUUCACAAUUUGGCGGCAGUUUCGAGGCGCGAACACGACAUAGCGGCGUGAUUUUAGACAAAGCCGUGAGAGUGCGCAUUAAACGAAAGAAAGAGGUGGGGAGGGAGAAAGAAAGCACGAGAGAACAACUGACAGUCAGCGUUUUUAUUCAUCAUCGAUGUGGCGCCGACAACGGCGAUCAGUACGACAAGUUGUUGGAUGCGUCCGCAGGAGCAGAAAUAUUUGAGAAGAAAGAGAAGAAUCAAGAAAGGUGGUCGGAAGAGAUUCCUUCGUUCCUCUCUUUCUCGACCGUGUCGUGAAAAAUUCGAGUUGCGCCGAACGGCAAACUCGGCGGCACAGAUACAUAUCGUGAAGAAAGAGAAAGAGUGCGCGCGCGAGCGAGAGAGAAAGAGAGGGAGAGAAAGAGAGAGAGAAAGAAAGAAAGAAAGAAAGAGAGCGAAAGAGAGAGAGAGAGAGAGAGAGCGAGAGAGAGAGAGAGAGAGAGAAAGAGAAAGAGAGAGAGAGAGAGUUAACGGAGAGGACGAAGAGCAUCAGAGGAGAGCGCGCACCGGCUGACGCUCGAGAACAGCAGUACUUCCUCGAUUCCAUUCGUUAAGACGCGAGACUCAAAGAGACGAUGAGAACGUGCUGACGACAACGACGACGUCGCGCGUUAAAGAUUCGGAAACUAUGGCGAACAUCGCGGCGCAGCGAAUCAAACGGGAAUUCAAAGAGGUUAUAAAGAGCGAGGAGGUUGCAAAGUGUGCUAUUAAAGUCGAGUUGGUAAAUGAUAGCUUCACUGAAUUAAAAGGUGAAAUAGCUGGGCCACCAGAUACACCUUAUGAGGGAGGUAAUUUUGUACUUGAAAUCAAAGUACCUGAGACGUAUCCCUUCAAUCCUCCUAAAGUUCGUUUUAUAACAAAAAUAUGGCAUCCCAACAUAUCUUCGGUCACUGGUGCUAUUUGUCUGGACAUAUUAAAAGAUCAAUGGGCAGCCGCAAUGACUUUACGAACAGUAUUGCUGUCAUUACAAGCCUUGUUAUCUGCAGCAGAACCGGAUGAUCCUCAGGAUGCAGUAGUAGCUAAACAAUAUAAAGAGCAGCCUGACAUGUUUCGUCAAACUGCUAAACAUUGGACAUUUGUAUAUGCGGGUGGACCCGCAAAGAUGCCUGAGCUAGAUGAAAAAAUAAGAAGAUUAACAGAUAUGGGGAUUGAAGAACAUAAUGCAAGAGUUGCUCUUUCCUCAUAUAAUUGGGAUUUGGAACGUGCCACUGAGCAGCUCUUCAGUUAGUGAUAACUGUACAGUUAAUUCAUCACACAAAGACCACUCAUUUUGUCAUUUAGGAACUUCUGUAACAACACACUCAACUAAUAAUACCAUAGCAGUUUUAUAAUAAAAUUCAGCUCCUUUAAUGGCAAUAUUUCCAGUGUAAAAAAAAAAGAAGAAGAAGAAAGAAGAAAAUUCGAUAGAUACGAUUUGAUAUCUUUGAUAGUUAUCUGCUUGAUUUAUAAAAUACAGGCUUAAAAAAAAAAUCUAGUGAAACAUAUAAAGGCAAAAUUUAUAAGUAGCUAUAUAUCUGAAAGAUAAGGAUUACAAACAAAAAUUUAAUUUUUAAUUUUAAUUCAGAUGAUAUGAUAAUAUUGUGCUUUCUAAGCAUAUUUUUAACUGUUAUGGAAAUUAAGUAGUGUGUUUAUUACAUCUUUAUAUUAUUUUUUUUUAUAAUUGUACGAUGUUUUGGAACGAUUAAUGUUUUGAAUGGUUGAGUGUGUAUUUCUUUUAAUUUUAUGUACACAAAACAAACACAAACACAUACGUCUUCUUUUCUUUAUUUUCCGUUUAUAAAUUUUAUGGAUCAGGAUAUUACUUAUACUUUACAUAUAUUUGUUUUUCCCUUUUCUUAUAAACAAGUAAAUUUAAAGAAAUUUUUUUGGGUACUGUAGUGAAGUUUCUUGUAGAACGGUACCUGGUAUAUAUUGGUUUAUGUUACAGAAGUCAAUAUAUGAUACGAUGCUUCUUAUAUAAGAACAUAUAUCAAGACAGAAAA
Messenger RNA from Vespula vulgaris, 2512 nucleotides. It is a transcript of the gene Ubc4, whose product is annotated as ubiquitin-conjugating enzyme E2-22 kDa. Gene Ontology annotation, molecular function: ubiquitin conjugating enzyme activity; protein binding. The transcript is spliced from 6 exons. The record is from RefSeq and is a predicted model, not a curated record. The coding region runs from base 1159 to 1758 and encodes 199 amino acids. Gene Ontology annotation, cellular component: nucleus. Gene Ontology annotation, biological process: proteasome-mediated ubiquitin-dependent protein catabolic process; protein polyubiquitination. NCBI's taxonomy places the organism in Eukaryota, Metazoa, Arthropoda, Insecta, Hymenoptera, Vespidae.